This is a messenger RNA of Vigna angularis (adzuki bean), 1518 nucleotides long. Its product is annotated as SNF1-related protein kinase regulatory subunit beta-2. Gene Ontology annotation, molecular function: protein binding. The transcript has 4 exons. Bases 384 to 1217 code for a protein of 277 amino acids. NCBI's taxonomy places the organism in Eukaryota, Viridiplantae, Streptophyta, Magnoliopsida, Fabales, Fabaceae. The record is from RefSeq and is a predicted model, not a curated record.
UUUGUUCAGUUGCUUUAAGGCAAGGAAAAGUGGCAUCCGGAGAGAGAGAGAGAGAGGGAGAGAGAGAGAGACUCAUCAAAUAUUAAAAAAAGAAAAAAUUAAAAACUAUAUUUUUUUCUAUAACAACAAUGCCACUCUGCUGCCUUGAGUCAAUUCCUGGCUUACUUUCAAGGGUUUGUUCUAUUUAUGUAUGCACUGAAAUGGGUAUGCCAGAUUGCUUUCUAAAUCUCUCUUCUCUAUCUAAUGGAUUCGUGUUCUCUCGCAGAUGAACAUGAAUAUCUGCCCUAUUCUGUUUCUGUGCUGGAGUUUUUGUGUGGUAUUUUGAUUCUGGGGAUACUGGUGAUUAGCAAGCAUCAAAAUUUGGGUUUCAUCCAGUUUCAGUGAUGGGGAGUAACAGCAGAGGAAAGGAUGGGGAAGGCUCUUCUGGGGUUAAAAAGGAUGAAGAGAACUAUGAGUAUGAACAAGACAUGAAAUUUGUGCGGCCUGAAGCACUCUUUCGCAAUACCAACGGAUUCACAGAUCCGUUGGUUCAGUUUCCUCCCUUGCUCACACAACCCCAGGUACCUGUGGUUGCCAUGCAAGGAGCUGCGGCGGUAGCGCAACCCCUGCCACAAAAUGGAUAUGUAGAAUCUGUGAUUUAUGAAAGGUUGAAAAGGGUAAGGAUCACGUGGAAUCAUGAAGCUACCAAUGUUGCUGUUGCAGGAUCAUGGGACAACUGGGAGACCACGGAGCCCCUGCAGAGAGUGGAUCAAAAUUUUCUCCUAGUUAAAACACUCCCAAUAGGUAUCUAUCAUUACCGUUUCAUUGUAGAUGGCUACUUGACACAUGCUCCAGAGUUUCCAUCGGCUUUUGAUGAUUCAGGUUAUGGCUACAAUAUAUUGAAUUUGCAGGACUAUAUACCAGAAAUAGUUGCAAACUUAUCCGAUUUUGAAGAUCCUCCAUCACCACCAUCGAGUUAUGAUAACUCACACUUAAAUGAAGAGGAGUUCAGCAAGCCUCCACCAGAAUUACCACCACAACUACCACUGACAAUGAGACAUGAGCCUUCAUCUACUAGUGGUAAUCGUCAUGUCCAUAGGCCCACGCAUCUGGAACUCAAUCAUCUAUUCAUACACAAAACUGAAAGUGGUCAAUUUGUGGCACUACGAUCAACUUACAAGUUUCAACACAAAUAUAUUACUGCUGAACUGUACAAGUCUCUGCGCAGGGAAAGAUGAUGAAGCUGUAUGAUGUUUGUCUCCUAUUGUAUUUGCCUCGUUUAAGCGGUCUUUAUGAGAACAUUUGUUAAGGUCAUUAAUCCGAUGUGUAGAGAAUUGAUUGGAAUAGGUGAAUCAAAUAUUGCUUUCCUUGUAAAAAAACUUCAGGGGAUAUGAUUUUAUUUUUGCAGUUCGAGGUCAAUAUAUACAAUACAUUUUCAUAGUGGUUGACUAUUGUCCAGCUUUCAAGGAAAUUGAAUAUGCUUACAGCACAUGCUGUGAUGAAAAUUCAAUGAUUAGUCGAGCAUAUAAUAAUGUCUUA